Molecule: messenger RNA, 1346 nt
Organism: Ascoidea rubescens DSM 1968
Lineage: Eukaryota; Fungi; Ascomycota; Saccharomycetes; Ascoideales; Ascoideaceae
Exons: 1
Coding region: 177-1157 (326 amino acids)
Source: RefSeq, a predicted model, not a curated record
UAGCUUAUAAGUAGCGUAGAAGUAUCCACUUUACUCGCUUUUUCUUUUUUUCCAUUACUAAUUACUCGACUCCAUUGCUUGAUUAUCUCACUGAAUUACCUAAUUUUUUUUUCUCCAUUAUAAUAUACUCUUAGAUUGAUAUAUAUUUACACAAUUCUGUUAAUUUUUUUUUUUCUAUGACACUCUCAAUCAAAAUGUUUUCCUGUGGCUUAUUUCACUCAAAGAAACCCAAGCUGCCUUUUGAUUUAAAUGCUGCCACUAACAAUAACAUAAAUAUCAGCGUAAAUAACGACGAAAAGAGCCAGUUGAUUUCGGAUCACAAGAAAAACAGGUACUCCACCUCCAAUAUCAUUCGUAAGUUGUCUGUCAAAGGCAACACCUCACAGAACACACCAAGAAACAGCUCCAAAAGCAACUCCAAAAGUAAUUCUCCAAACAACUCAAAUAGCAACUCAAGAACAAACUCUUUCACUUCAAUAACUAAAAAUGUAGUUCGAAGAGUUUCCCUCAAUUACAACCAUCACAACUCAGACAAUCAGUUGAACCAGUCACAAUCACAGUCGCCUUCAAAGUUACAAUCUCCAAAUGAUUCAAAUAACAAUAACUACGUUCAAAGAAUAAAUCGAUCCGAUUUAAUGACUGGCCUAGUUAUAAACGAUUAUCCCAAACACUCAAAAUCUUUAAGGAACUCAAAAUCUCUAAAAAAUAGCUCUAUAAAACCCAAGAGAUCCUCAAUCAAAUCCCCAAUAAAAUCCCCAAUAAAAUCCUCAAUCAAAUCUCCAAAUUCGUUAUCAAAAUUCCCUAGAGCUCCCAUUUCAAAUAACAAUAUCAAUUCUCAGAGAUACUCUCUACCAAACAACUUGAAUAACAAUAACAAUAACAAUAACAACAUAGUCACUCCAAACCAAAGAUCAAAUAGCUAUUAUUACUACACAACCAACAGUUCCAACACCAACUCCAACUACAGCUACAAUUAUAACAUAAAUAAUGACGAACUGGAUAUCAUCCACACUUCCUACAACAACCCUUUAAAAAGAGAAAUCAGCUCUGUCUCUGGAAAAACGACUAAAACUGCUAAAACUGAACAGAUCAACUACGACUUAGUAUUUGAUAGUGAUUUGGACUUUACAAAAUACAAACAUGUAUCUCCAAUAUAGUCUGCAAAACAAAAACAAAAAAAAGAUUCCAAUUUUUAUGGCAUAAUGACUAUCUGUAAAUAAAACUAAAUUUAUAAUUAGGACUAAUAAUAUUAAUCAUAAUUAUUAAUCAUAAUAAUAAUUAUUGUUAUUAUUAUUAUUAAUCCAAAUUCAAAUCCAAAUUCAAAUUAUCUUUAUUUUCUCUUCUUU